UCGAUCCUCUAUAAAAGAGAGGUGUACACCGACUGCCGUUCUGUGUUCUUUCUGACUCAACAGUUUGCAGCUGUUAUUGUCUUCGCUGUCGACCUAGGUCAGAUUACUCUCAUCAUGUUCGUUCUACUGUUUCUGAUUUCCUUGUCUUCGGAUACGUGCCAUUCACAGUACGUGUACGGAGGAAUCGUUCCCUACGACCCGAGGUAUGCCGUUCGUAGACCCGUUCGGAGAUCGGCCAUAGAAGCCCUCGAACGACUGAGGCUUCCAGUUGCCCGAUACUUCCCUCAGGUGGACACUCAAGUGGCUUCUGCGCCUUUUCCAUGGCGGCCAAGUGACAUGUAUGCCCUGCCAGCACAGUGGUCAGACGAAUAUGUGCCCACUGUUGAGGAGGACGAGACAACCGAUUAUGGCAACUAUGAUUAUGAGAAUGCUUAUAGACCACAACCUGUCUAUGCCGAAGAAGUAUAUCCACAGGAGGUUGAACCCGAAAUGCCCGAAGGAGGUCCUCUCUACAAUGAUCUGAUGUCUAGCUAUCUGAUGGAAGUACCCGAACGACCGGAAAUGUUUGAGAAUGUUCAAAGAAGGAGUGGCGUUGCCGAACCUGUGCAUCUCGACAGAGUACUAGAGGCCAACGAAAAGGCCAGCGGAACCACUGCCGUAUCUACGACAUCUGCGCCCUCACCCUCGACAACAACACAGGCCUCCCAGCAACAGGUUCAGGUGACGGCUGUGCCCGCUUCUCCGGAGAAGAAGAACGUCAAGUCGCUGGUGGUGCCGGACGUCAUGCCCGAGGCCGUCCCGGAUAGCGAGAGCUCAUGGCGGGACUUGGGACAGAAGGAGGAGCCGCUCUUCAGGCCGCUGCAGAACAGCCAGAGGACCGUCUGGAGUGAAAUGGACCUCUCCCCACUUUCCAGAGCCAAGAACACUCAGAAUAAGAGUCCCAUUCCUCUUCUGAAGCAGAUGAUCCAGAGUGGGGUCAAGAACUCGGAAGGUGCCCGGGAUCCUCUGCUGGAGGAGCUGACCAAUCUCAAGAAGAAGCCUGGCGUCUAAAAACUUGGACACCCACCGACUUUUUCCGAUUUUAAUUCCAUCAUCCCUGUCUGAUGGCCGAAGCAGCGGCACACUCGAAGCAUUAAACAAAAAAUAUCUAUCCAACAGGAAA
Messenger RNA from Argiope bruennichi, 1162 nucleotides. RefSeq lists its product as uncharacterized. Bases 115 to 1050 code for a protein of 311 amino acids. NCBI's taxonomy places the organism in Eukaryota, Metazoa, Arthropoda, Arachnida, Araneae, Araneidae. The transcript has 6 exons. The record is from RefSeq and is a predicted model, not a curated record.